CGUCUGGAGCCGCCGCCGCGAGAGCAUCCCUCCGCCGAGAGCCGCUCCCGCCGCCGCCGCCACCCCGCCGCCGCCUCCGACACCGCUCCGCCGCCGCCGCCUCCGCCGAGGGAAGGGAAGCGUAUCGUAUGUCCGCUAUCCAGAACCUCCAACCCUUCGACCCCUUUGCUGAUGCAAGUAAGGGUGAUGACCUGCUCCCUGCCGGCACUGAGGACUACAUCCAUAUAAGGAUCCAGCAGCGCAACGGCAGGAAGACCCUCACCACAGUCCAGGGCAUCGCGGAUGAUUACGAUAAAAAGAAACUGGUGAAGGCCUUCAAGAAGAAAUUUGCCUGCAAUGGUACUGUGAUUGAGCACCCCGAGUAUGGAGAAGUGAUUCAGUUGCAGGGUGACCAGCGCAAGAACAUCUGCCAGUUCCUCGUGGAGAUUGGACUGGCCAAAGACGACCAGCUGAAAGUCCAUGGCUUUUAAGUGCCUGUGGGCCACUGGAGCUUUAUGCAAGAAGAUUUCCUUACCAUGAAAUUCCCUCCUGUCCCUUGUCAUGACUUUAAAACCAGGUGGUUUGUGUAAUGUAACAGCCCUGGGGCCUCUGCUGCCUCUGGCCCGGUGUAAUGCAGUGAUGUAAUAAACUGACACGAGCCCCAUGC
Molecule: messenger RNA, 646 nt
Organism: Dryobates pubescens (Downy woodpecker)
Lineage: Eukaryota; Metazoa; Chordata; Aves; Piciformes; Picidae
Gene: EIF1
Product: eukaryotic translation initiation factor 1
Exons: 4
Coding region: 129-470 (113 amino acids)
Biological process (GO): translational initiation
Cellular component (GO): eukaryotic 43S preinitiation complex
Molecular function (GO): RNA binding; translation initiation factor activity; ribosomal small subunit binding
Source: RefSeq, a predicted model, not a curated record